Molecule: messenger RNA, 2890 nt
Organism: Archocentrus centrarchus (flier cichlid)
Lineage: Eukaryota; Metazoa; Chordata; Actinopteri; Cichliformes; Cichlidae
Gene: zw10
Product: zw10 kinetochore protein
Exons: 16
Coding region: 89-2389 (766 amino acids)
Biological process (GO): mitotic spindle assembly checkpoint signaling; endoplasmic reticulum to Golgi vesicle-mediated transport; mitotic cell cycle
Cellular component (GO): RZZ complex; chromosome, centromeric region; nucleus
Source: RefSeq, a predicted model, not a curated record
GACCAAUCAGAGCGAUCGGCGGGUCUCGGGCCGUUGCUGUGCUGACUUGUCACAGUUUUGCUAAAACAAUAUAACGUUAUUAGAUAGCAUGGCGUCGUUUGUGACUGAAGUUCUCGCCAGCUCUGGCAAACUGGAGAAGGAGGACCUGUCCAGCAGGAUAAGCAAAAUGUCGCGCAAGGUGGAGGACACAAAGGAAGAAGUGUGUGACAUGAUAAACAAGCGGUACAGUGAUUUCCUGCCUAGUCUCCAGUCAUCAGAGGAGCUGAUGCUACAGGUUGAUGCGGUCUCCAAAGAAAUGGACACUCUAAAAAGUUGCAUUGAGAAUGAGGUGCAGAAUGUCCACGUGGCUGUGACUGAAUAUACAAAACUGAAGCAACAGCUGGAGAAAAAUACCAUCAUUAUAACAAUGCUUGGACACCUAAAAGAGUUUCACAGUGCAAUGGAAGAAUUCAACAAGGCUUUACUGGAGAAGAAGUAUGUUGAUGCAGCCAACCAGCUGGAAAAGGCGAGGAAGAACGUGGAGGCACUGAAGGGCUGGAAGACUUCUGAGCUGCCACUUCUCAGUGCCCUCAGCUCUGAGUUGACAGUGCAGAGGGAAAAUCUAAUUUACCACCUGGGAGAUGAAUGGAAGCGCCUCGUCAUCUGGAAGUUACCGUCCACAAAAGAGCCUGUGGGUGAGAAGUCCUUCCUGAAGGUGGAGCUGAAACUGAGCAGUGCUUGCAGUAAAGAUGAUGAACCAAAACCACCUGCACUGCUGAGCUGUGUCCUGCAAGCGCUGGCCAUCCAGGGAGACCUUCAGCAUAAGAUCAAGCUCUUCAGUCAGGUGCUGCUGAAGAACAUGUUAAAGCCAUUAGUGAUGUACGCGUCGCUGUCAGUGAGGGUAACGGAGCAGCAGGGGGAUGGAACCACACUGGCCUUGCAGUGUUUGGAGGAGAGCCACGAGGAGCGAUGCACACCCUCACAGGUCUACAACAAACUGCUGCUGGUACUCAAGACACUUCAUUCAUACCUCCUAGAUGUGUCUAUUGGUGAUAAAAAGCUCUCAACUAUCCUGGGGGAGCUGAUUUGGGAGGACAUGUCCCACACCAUCAUACAUGAGUGCCUGGUCCACUCCAUCCCCACCAACAGCAGCCAGCUGGAGAAAUAUAACACUGUGAUAAAGGAAACAGAGGAGUUUGAGAAGUCUCUAAAGGAGAUGGAAUAUCUGCAGGGUGAUUCCACAGACCUGCUCAGAUAUGCCAGAGAUGUCAACUGCCACUUUGCCAGCAAGAAGUGCAAGGACGUCAUCGUGGCCGCCCGUAAACUCAUGACCUCCAAGAUGCACAACACUGUUAAAAUCACACCAGAUUCAAAGUUGCGUCUCCCAAAGCUGCCAGCUCCAAGUUCAGAGGUCAAGGUGAAGCAAGAGAGCUUCAAGGAGGAGGUGACAAUGGAGAACUCAAAGCAGCUGUCUGCGUGGAGUCUGCGCCUGCCAGCCUGUCGCAUCAGUGAGUCAGUGCAGCAGCUGAUGGAAUUGGCAAUCGACACUCUAUGCGAAGCUGUUGGAAGCUCAACACAAUGUGCUUUGCAGCUCUUCUUCACUGUGAGGAACAUUUUCCAGCUGUUCUACGAUGUCGUGCCAACGUACCACAAGGAGAACCUGCUCAAAUUUCCUCACCUAGCUGCCAUCCAGCACAACAACUGCAUGUACCUGGCCCAUCAUCUGCUCACCCUGGGCCACCAUUUCAGAAACCACCUGCCACAGUCUCUCAGCGAGGGCGUUGCGACUUUCGUUGACAUGGUGCCUGGAUUCAGGAAAUUGGGAGCCCAGUGCUUCUUAGCCCAGCUGAAUGUUCAAAGAGCUGAACUGCUGGAGCGACUUUCCACUGCUCACAACUUCUGCAACCUGGAUGAUGAAGAGAACUACACAGCAGCCAGCAAAGCAGUAAGGCAGGUCAUUCAUCAGUUGAAGCAGUUGGGGACAGUCUGGCAGGACGUCCUUCCUGUCAGCAUCUAUUGUAAAGCUAUGGGCAACCUCCUCAACACAGCCAUCACAGAGGUCACUGCCAAAAUUAUGAUGCUAGAGGACAUUUCCUCUGAGGAUGGGGAGCACCUCCACACUUUGUGCCAAACCAUCAUUGAGGAAGGCCCGCUGGUCUUCAUCCCUCUGGCUGAGGAAAAGAAGAAUAAGAGAUAUCAGCAGGAAGUGCCGCUCUAUGUGAGGAAGUGGGGAACCUUCAAGGAGCUCGUCAUCGUGCUGCGGGCCAACCUGCAGGAGAUCGUUGACAGGUGGACUGACGGUAAAGGUCCGCUGGCUUUGGAGUUUUCCAGUUCGGAGGUGAAGAGUCUGAUUCGAGCCUUGUUUCAGAACACAGAGAGGAGAGCUGCAGCUUUGGCCAAAAUCAAAUAGGUUCGUUUACAAAACAAAACCCCAAGAAGAUACUACAGCACUUUUCCACUGUGGGAAAUAAGGAACCAUGCCUUUACUCAUUUCCAUUUUCUGUUCUGUGCAUAAAAUAUAAACAUUUACAUGUAUGCAGGCUGAACAGCUUGACACAGAAAUGGUUGAGGUGUUGUCACUGGGGAUAUAAGACCUGUCAGCAUCUAGCAGCCACACAGCUUUGGGGGUUACUGCUCCCCAGCCAGCUGAGGUUGUGUCACCAGAAACUUGCCAUCUGUUGACGUGAUGCAGGAUUCGGGGUUAACUUUGCUGCACUUCAUUAAUCAAACCUAAAGACGUGAUUUCAGGAGUUUAUUAGUUUGAACCUAAGCGCCUCUAAAUGACCUUAAAGUUGUGACAAAACCCAUUCUGGACUUACUAAUACAAAUUUUCUUGUUCAAGCAUUGAAACUGAAUUUUUCCAUGAUGUAUGUGUGUGUGUACAUAUAUAACUUAUCCAAAUAAACCAAAA